AGUGAAGCCCGAAUUCACUUCGCAAGGCGAACCAAAUCCCGGUCAUUCUAUUGCCUUCUCCCACCGCCUCUCCCUCAGGGGCUAUUCCGCUAGGCAUUCUCGGAUUGAAACAACAAUAACCCUUACGCUCGCCUGUCCCCUGACACAUAUCCUUACAUACGAUGCCACGUAACGAUAUAUCUAUGGGACCUGCUAGUCUAGAGAGACGGAGUGAUCGCGCGAUCAAAACCAUCGGCCACGGUCAGGACCGGGCGGCGAAUCGAACGGUCGACGACAAGCAGGCCCGCACGCUUUCGCAAAGCAGGCCCUUACAAAUCUCGAGUUUAUGCUGGGAAGUUACACCAAGCUAUUCCUUUUCAUUUAUGGCAUGUUUGCCUAGGUGAAUGCCUUCAAACUGCCUUGGUAGCGCCUUGUUCGACCUCCGUGGCCUAUUUGAGUCUCAUUAUCGGCGAAACUGGUCCUCCGAUAGUGAUGAUAAUGCGACCCGGUUCUCUAGUGUUUGGGCUGAUCGGGAGAUCAAUAAUGUGAACGGUGGCGUUGAUGAGCAGGAUACGCCAAAUGGAGUGGCAGGUCUUUCACAAGAUGGCGGACGCGGCGAGACGCAUCCUCAAGAUCCGACUGGGGGAGACGGCGCUCCAACAACCUAUCACGAGUUUAGUAUACCGAGCUCUAACGGGGCGGUACUGUAUGUGUACGGUACACCUAGUCAAGAAUCCCACGAUCCAGAGGUCGAUGAGGAAACGGAACCUGAAGAAAAUGCUCCAACCACAAAUGGCGAUGAAGGAGUAUAUGAUCAUCAACCUGAAUACGCGAACGAAAACCCCGACAAUCUCAGUACUUCGCACUUCAACCACCAUGCACCACAGACGGCGGAUUCUACAAACCCCGAGCCGCAAAGAUAUGUUGAAGCAAUGAACAUCCAAGACGAAGCAGCUAGGGGCGAAAAUUCCCAUUGGGAGACUGAAGAAGAAAGUGAUGAUGACGCUGCUGAAGAUGAUGGUUCCAUGCGUUUCGAGGACAGUCGAGAUAUCAGUCACAGGAGUGACGGUGCGCCGCUUGGUGACGUGGAUUGAGUGCAGAUCGACGCUCCUUUAAAAUAUCUUCGCACGAACGGCCCAUUUUGGGCAAGUACUGUCUUUCUUUUUCAUGUUCGCCUUUCGAGGUCAUGUCCUAAUCACUUAGCACCAUUGCAUUAUGCAUACUCGAACCAGAUGUUCCAAUCCUGGAUGCAGCAAACCUUGGAACAACGUGAUCAAGUCGAGUGCUGUAGUCAACAGAAUGGUAUUAGUACAGCUUGGCUCCUACGGGAUUGACAUG
This is a messenger RNA of Eremomyces bilateralis CBS 781.70, 1317 nucleotides long. RefSeq lists its product as uncharacterized. Bases 384 to 1073 code for a protein of 229 amino acids. The transcript is spliced from 5 exons. The record is from RefSeq and is a predicted model, not a curated record. Lineage: Eukaryota; Fungi; Ascomycota; Dothideomycetes; Eremomycetales; Eremomycetaceae.